Camellia sinensis is the source of this 780-nucleotide messenger RNA. RefSeq lists its product as uncharacterized. The record is from RefSeq and is a predicted model, not a curated record. NCBI's taxonomy places the organism in Eukaryota, Viridiplantae, Streptophyta, Magnoliopsida, Ericales, Theaceae. Gene Ontology annotation, molecular function: protein dimerization activity.
AUGUCCGAUGGAUGGACUGAUGGAAAGUCUCGCUCUCUUACUAAUUUCCUUGUUAAUAGUCCAAAUGGAACGGUGUUUAUUAAAUCAAUAGACACCUCCGGUGCAAUUAAAAAUUCUAUGAAAUUAUUUGAGAUGCUUAAUGACAUUGCGAAUGAAAUUGGUGAAGAAAAUGUGGUUCAAGUGGUAACCGAUAGUGCAUCAGCGUAUGUGGGUGCCGGUAGAUUAUUGGAAGAGAAGAGGACUAAAUUGUUUUGGUCCCCAUGUGCGGCACAUUGCCUUGACUUAAUGUUAAGUGACAUAGCUAUGGAUAGAGUGAAGGAAGAAAUUGCUUCAAACUUGAACCAUGUGAUGGGUAGAUAUAAGUGCAUUUGGGAAAUUAUUGAUACUAGAUGGGAUUUACAACUCCAUAGGCCUUUGCAUGCGGCGGCAUAUUACCUUAAUCCGAUGUUUCAUUAUCAAGAAAACUUCACUGCGGAUACGGAGGUGAAAAUUGGUUUAUUUAGAACCAUUGAGAGGAUGUAUCCGGAUAUAGAGAAUAGAGUGAAGGUUGAUGAGCAAUUAGAAAAGUUCAAGAAGGCCGAGGGUAUGUUUGGUAUGAGCAUGGCCAUCUUGACAAGGGAAAAGAAACAACCCGCUCUAUGGUGGGAAAGUUACGAAGAAGAGUGCAAAGAGCUUCAAAAGCUAGCUAUUAGAGUGCUAAGUCUUACUUGUAGUGCCACCUGGUGUGAGAGAAAUUAUCAUGUGCACUCGAAGAAAAGAAACCGGUUGGAGCAACAAUAG